AUGAUCUGUAGUUCGGCCGAGAGCAAUGACAUUUCCAAGGAAGAGUUAAGCCAUGAAUCAGCGUUAGAGCUUGCCAAAUUGUUAGUAAAAGAAGAUACCUCAUGGGAGAUCACUAGUUCUGGAAUUGAUACGAGUAAACCAAGACUGCACAAAUAUGGAAGCACUGAUGUUUCAACUACAAAUGAGAAUGUGGAUAACCUAGAUCAGCUGCCCUCUUCUAUUUCUUUGCAACAAGUACUGGAACUUGGAGGAAUUACGCCAUUGUUUCUAGCAACUAAGUCUGGGUGCAUAGAGAUCGUUAGAGAAAUACUUGAAAUAUACCCUCAGGCAGUUGAGCACAUUGAUAAUGAAGGGCGGACCAUAUUGCAUGUAGCUAUCAAGUACCGCCAGUUGGAGGUUUUCAAGCUUGUGUUGACAAUGGAAGUAGCAAUGAGGUGGCUGGUUCGAAGGCCUGACAAUGAUGGGAACUCCAUUCUGCAUAUGGUUGGAACAAAAAGAGAUGAUUAUGUUCCUGAAAAAUUAAGAGGCCCUGCACUCGAAUUGCAGGAGGAGCUGCUCUGGUUUGAGCGAGUAAAGUCUGUCACAAAAGCCCACUUCAUUGAUCAUCGGAACAAGAAGAAGCUUACUGCUGAAGGCUUAUUUGCUAAAAACAACACAGAGCUCCGGAAUGCUGCCACAGAUUGGCUAAAGCACACUGCAGAACGAUGCUCUAUUGUGGCAGUUCUCAUCGCGACAGUUGCCUUUGCCGCAGCCUACACAAUACCAGGAGGUCCUAAUCAGAAUACUGGUGUUCCAGUCCUUCUCAAUCAUUCUUUCUUUGUGGUUUUCACAGCAACUGAUCACCAUUUCGAUUAG
This is a messenger RNA of Quercus robur (English oak), 855 nucleotides long. RefSeq names its product ankyrin repeat-containing protein ITN1-like. Gene Ontology annotation, molecular function: protein binding. Lineage: Eukaryota; Viridiplantae; Streptophyta; Magnoliopsida; Fagales; Fagaceae. The record is from RefSeq and is a predicted model, not a curated record. Bases 1 to 855 code for a protein of 284 amino acids. The transcript has 3 exons.